AACAGCGAAACGAAACGGAAAUAAAUGGGGGCGUAUUCACAUGAUUUAUAAAUAAAAAAAAAAGUCUAAAUUAGACAUCAUUACAUUAUAGAGUCUAGAGACAAUAGCCUAGUCUAGAUCUACAUAGAUCUAUAAUAAUCUAUAUAACAGAAACAUCUCUGGAUUAGGAAAUUUAAAAUUAACAACAAAUGAAAUUCAGGUUUUGUGGAGAUUUAGACUGUCCUGACUGGGUACUAGCAGAAAUAAACAUUUUAUCUAAAAUAACAUCUGUUAAAAUAAAAUUUUUGACAGUUCAAGUUUUGAAAGAUAUUUUGGGUGAAAGUCUAGAUUAUGAAAAAGUUCACAAGCUAACCUCAGACGCAAAAUUUGAAAUCGGAGAUAUUAAAGCAUCAAUAGCUGCUUUGUCAUUUAUUCUGACAAGUGCUGCUAAAUAUAAUGUUGAUCCUGAAACUUUGUCCAAUGAGCUACAGCAGCUUGGAUUACCUAAAGAACACACAACAUCCUUGUGCAAGUCUUAUUCAGAUGGUCAAUCAAGUUUACAAGAACAUUUUAGAAAAACCAGUCUUAGAGUGUCCAAUCUUGAUUCAGUUCAAUGGAGAGUUGACUAUGUCUUGAGUUCCAGUGAACUACAGGAAGUCAAUGAACCAAGUGUCCAGCUAAAGCUAGGAAUAAAGCCUGGGGAGACAAGUCACCUUGAACCUGUAACCUUCACCUUAACAGCAGACAAGUUUAGAGUUUUAUUACAUGAAUUAAAACAAGCUCAGAACAUCAUGACCAAUUUAGGAAAUUAAAUAAAGAUUACAUUGUGUAGGACUUAUGGUUUAUAUUUACCUAUGAAUGUGUUGAAAGAGCUUUUUUGUACUUUGAUUGUACGAGUUAUUGUAUGUUUUAUUCUAUAGUUUGCGGGUGUUGCAUUCUUGUCAAAGUUGGUUUGAAUGUGUUGCAAGAGCUACGUUGAGAAAGUGCAAUUUUUUUUUAAAUUGUGCAUUUUUUUGUCAAAUAAUUUUUUAAAUUAAUAAACAUUCUAAUGUUUUAAAAAAAUUAA
Molecule: messenger RNA, 1045 nt
Organism: Biomphalaria glabrata
Lineage: Eukaryota; Metazoa; Mollusca; Gastropoda; Planorbidae
Product: COMM domain-containing protein 4-like
Exons: 9
Coding region: 189-791 (200 amino acids)
Source: RefSeq, a predicted model, not a curated record